CCCGCGGUAGCCUGUCAUCCUAGAGUUGACAGUCACGACGUAUUUAAGGAAGGCCUCUUCCCUGCGCUUCUGCUCUUGGAAUAAUAUCGAGGCGAUUUCGACAAAGUCCUCGGGCAACCGACAAUUAUUGUUCAUGGAACUGCAAACGUCCCAUAUAAUCCAUUGGGGUUCAAUAUCAGCCUCGUUGAAUCCGUUCAGUUCGGGUUGAACGGUUCCAAUUGGUAAAAGCUCCAACGCAGCCUCCAUACUGGGUCUUUGGCUGCAAGUCAUUCUGCUCUGCUGAUUGAUGCCCAACCUGCGAGAUCGCUGCCAGAUAUUUUUACCAGGACUGUGGUGAGAGCGGGCGAUCAUUACCAUGAGUGUAGAUAGCAACCUCCAUAUCAGGAGUCUGGAUAAGAAAGACACGGCCUGGGUGCCUGGGUGUCUGGGUCUGGCCGGUACAGUUCACCUAGUUUAGAGUGCUCUCAUUGGUUUAGACAUGACUGUUUGAACUUGCUUCGAGGUGAGUUUUGGUUGUUUGUAACCGAAAUCUCAAGUACUCAAGUCAACAAUGUUGACCGAAGGCUUGAAAGUGGCAUAAAUAUCGAUGCCGGGAAGACAUGAUUGUCUUCAUUAAGCCUGGAAUAUUUGAUUGCAUCCAUCGCACAAGCAAGCCACCCUCGAAGCUAUGCGCUGAAGUGAUUCAGAUAAUCCAACGAUAAACUAAGACGACGACCCGCCACCAGGUACCGUACAGCGAAAGCUAUGAGUGGAACCUCAGGAUCAGGACUAUCAUCACAAGAGCCGAACCUCUGGGUGUCGGGAUCGGGCUCUGGCAAUACUUCAGGGUUAGGCCGAACUGGUGGGGCCACCUCUUCCAUGCUGAACAAGCAGGUGUACUAUGUCGACACAUAUCAGGAUCGCCUAUUGCAAGGAAAUUGUUUGAGCGAAGCUGAAAGCAAAGCAAGGAUGGCGCGCAAGCUAGAUGCGUUUGACAAAAGUUUCCAGAAGCGGUGAUGAGAGUAGUUUGUGUGAAUUGAAUGGACGGACCAAGCGUGCCCCCACAAGUUAAAUGUGGCUUGUCUGUUUUACGACUCCGCGCCUCACACGUGAUGUGGCUAAUGCUCAUUCUUGGAACCAAC
Pyricularia grisea is the source of this 1121-nucleotide messenger RNA. RefSeq lists its product as uncharacterized. The transcript is spliced from 3 exons. NCBI's taxonomy places the organism in Eukaryota, Fungi, Ascomycota, Sordariomycetes, Magnaporthales, Pyriculariaceae. The record is from RefSeq and is a predicted model, not a curated record. Bases 745 to 996 code for a protein of 83 amino acids.